CUAUCGCCUUUCAAAACCACUUGAGAUCGCAUCACACAACAUGUGCAGUAUUGUCUACGAUCAGGAGCUUCAGGCAGCUCCACCCCGCCAUUUGGAUGCCCCCUUCUUCGAGGAGGUAGUGGAGACGGCAUUGCGCACAGCUCGCAUCCAACUGCUUGGCAUCCACUGCAGUCUGGGCAGCAGCACCGGAGAGAACUAUUGCAGUCAAAUCUACCGGGUGCGCAUCAAAUACAGAUGGGAUAAUAAUGGAAAGAAGGCCUCACAGCAGGAGCAUCAAAUGUCAGUCAUUGUGAAGAGUAUUCCACGCAUAGAAUCGGUGGAGUUCAUAGAGGAUUUGCAGGUGUACUUAAAGGAAAAGAUCACGUAUUAUGAGGUGCUGCCACGCCUCGAGCUGCUCAUGCAGUGCAAGCGACGCUUCGGACCCAAACUUUAUCAAUGCCUCAAGCUGCCGGAGAACACUUUGGUAUUUGAGGAUCUCAGUCAGCUGGACUAUGUGAUGGCCUCACGGGAAGCGGGAUUAAAUGAGGAACAUUGUCGCCUAGUCAUGGAACGUUUAGCAGAAUUUCAUGCGGCUUCCAUGGCGCUAGCAACGCUGGACCCGCAAAUCUUUGAAGCCUUUGGUGAUGGCAUGCUCUCACCUCAUGGCUUGGCCAAGGAUGAUGGAUUGCUGUUGCGCUUUUUCAGCGGCAAUGCCAAACAGCUGCACAAAGUGGUCAACAGCUGGCCAGGAUUCGAGCGCAUUGCCAGCAAAAUAGACAAAUAUCUGCAGCAACAACGUGCACACUUGGUGCGUGCCCAAGCCCCACUUGAAAAGGAAAUUAAAGUGCUCAAUCAUGGCGAUCUGUGGGUGAACAACAUGCUCUUCAAAUACGAUCGAGUUCAACAGCCGCAGGACGUGAUCUUCAUCGAUUUUCAGCUGAGCAUUUGGGGCAGUCCAGGCAUCGAUUUGAAUUACUUUUUCUACACUAGUCUCAGCUUGGAUAUUCUUAAGCACAAGCGACCCCAACUACUGAAAGUCUAUCACAAUCGACUGAAGGAGACACUGCUUCAGCUGGACAUGAAUGUUCCAGUACCCAGCUAUGAGCAGCUUCUCAACGAGGUGCAGCGCAGAGAGAGCUAUGGCUUCUUUGCCGCCUAUGGCAUACUGCCCACAGUUAGUCAAAGCAAGGCGCAAACCGCUGACAACAAUUUGGAGAACUUUAAAGACGCCGACUUUGCACAGCGCAAAGUGGAACAACAAUUUGAGUCGCCGCGCGUCGUUGAAACAAUGCGCUAUGCGUUGCCCCAUUUUGAGCGUGCUGGUGUUUUUGAUUAAAAAUUGAUGGCACUCACCUUAUAUUAGUUGUUGGUUAUUGCACAAGCUAAGUUUAAUUGUAGAAACACUUAGUUUUUAAACUCAAAAUAAACUUUUCAAAGAAUUACGCGCA
Molecule: messenger RNA, 1427 nt
Organism: Drosophila albomicans
Lineage: Eukaryota; Metazoa; Arthropoda; Insecta; Diptera; Drosophilidae
Exons: 3
Coding region: 41-1315 (424 amino acids)
Source: RefSeq, a predicted model, not a curated record